GGCAAUUCCGAUCUCCGGAAAAGUGACAGCCAAUCGAGUGCAAAAAAAUAUUCCUGAAGGAAAACUCGUGAAAAUUCACAGUUUCAGUGCGAUUUUCCCACAAUGGCUAGUCUCCUGAGAACUAUCUCUCGUCAGAGCUCUGCGCAGUGGGCCCGGCAGAUUUCCUCGUCAUCUGUGAAUCGCUCUGAUGACGUUUCAAAGGCGCUGAAGUAUAAAGAAGCCCCCAAACUGGAUGCUAAUGUGGCUUUGACGAAGCCCGAUGAUCAAGCUCACAAAAUCAAGCUCGCCGGAGUCAUUGAAGUCCCGUCAAAGGUUGAUGUCAGUCCGAUCACGGGCGUGCCUGAGGAACACGUGAAGACCCGCCGCGUGAGGAUUUACGUGCCUCCGAAGAAUGCCAUGCAGAGCGGCACAAAUAACAUCCAGAACUGGGAAAUGGAGUUCGACACCCGCGAGAGAUGGGAAAAUCCGCUCAUGGGAUGGUCUUCAAGCGGUGAUCCUCUGUCCAACAUGAAGCUGCAGUUCAACUCUAAAGACGAGGCGAUUGAGCACUGCGAGAAGAAUGGCUUGCGCUGGUUUGUGGAUGGCGAGGAGCGCGAGAAGCCGAAGAGAGUGAAGAAUUACGGUAGCAAUUUCUCCUGGAACAAGCGCACGCGAGUGUCAACCAAGUAAACUGAGGAGCGGACGAUGUUGAACCAUCAUCCAUAGAUUUUUGUUUCAAAUAAAAUCAUUACUGAAAAUUA
Messenger RNA from Phlebotomus argentipes, 740 nucleotides. It is a transcript of the gene ND-18, whose product is annotated as NADH dehydrogenase [ubiquinone] iron-sulfur protein 4, mitochondrial. The transcript is spliced from 4 exons. Bases 103 to 669 code for a protein of 188 amino acids. Gene Ontology annotation, biological process: electron transport chain. The record is from RefSeq and is a predicted model, not a curated record. Lineage: Eukaryota; Metazoa; Arthropoda; Insecta; Diptera; Psychodidae.